UUCGAGCUGGCCAACGUGCCCGUCCUGCAGCGGCUCUACGUGGUGCCCCUCAACAGCCACGGCCCGCCCGUGGCCUCCAAGGGCCAGAGGUUGCCCAGGGAAGAGGCCCCACCCGCCGCCGCCGCUGCUGCCGCCGUGGGGGCUCUGGGCGAGGCCUGCUACCUGUGCGGGGAGGACUGCACCCAGGACGCCCGGGCCGUGCCCUGCAGGACCGUCAACGGCAGCGCCAGGAGCACCAUGCACUUCCCCUUCCUCAGCCUGCUGCCGUGCCCGCCCAACGCCCGGGCCCCCAACAAGCGGUGCGAGGUGCGGAGCUGCCCCAAGUGCUUCAGCGUCCUGGAAGACGUGUGGGCCCUGUACCGGGCCUCGCACGACGAGGAGCUCAUCACGUCGGUGCAGGGCUUCCUGGGCAGGUACCACCAGGCCUUCUCCGCCUCCGACGCCACCCUCCCGGAGCUGCCCGCCGCCACCGGCCCGGCGGCCGUCUGCUACAUCUGCGGGGCAGAGCUGGGCCCCGGCAAGGAGUACCAGCUGAACGUGAACCCUGCCAGCCGCCUGGGCGAGAGGGAGCCUUUCUUCCCCUUCCUCACCGUCUACCCGCCUGCCCCGCGCGCCCGGCCCGCGGACUCCACCGGCCUGGUGACCACCUGCGUGCUGUGCCACCACGACCUGCUGGGCCAGUGGCUGCAGCACGAGGCCCGCGGCCCGCACCACGCUGCCAGCGCCUGGUCCCGGCAGUACCAGGUGAGGACGUUCGUCUGUUUCUUCUGCCAGCGAGAGAAAAAGCGGUGCCUGGGGCUCAAGUCCGUGCGCGUGGCCCGGCUGCCCCUGUUCCUCUACGCCCUGCGCGCCAGCCGCAGCCUCCUGGUGGACGACGGGCGGCAGCUGACCAUCGGCGCCUGCGUGGAGUGCGGGACCCUGGUGUGUGCCGGCCAGGGCCUUGCCCGCCAGGCCCCCGUGGGCUGGAGCUCCCCGGCGGAACCCGUGAAGAAGGUCGCCUCUGCAUCUCUGGAAGCGUCCACGGCCACCCACCCCCCUGCCCGGGAGCCGGAGCCUCGGCCGGGCGUCCCCGCCGAGAACCUGUCCAAAGGCCCCCGGACCGCAGCGGAGCAGAGGCCAGCCCGGGGCCAGCAGAGCGGCCAGCACGGGGACAGAGGGGACCUCCCGGGCACAGGCAUGAGCCAUGAGCCCAAGUCCCCUUCGCUAGGGAUGCUUUCCACCGCGACCAGGACCACCGCCACCGUCAACCCCCUCACCCCCUCGCCGCUCAAUGGCGCCCUGGUGCCCAGCGGCAGCCCCGCCACCAGCAGUGCGCUGCCGGCCCAGGCCGCACCUUCCUCCAGCUUUGCCGCCGCACUGCGCAAGCUCGCCAAGCAGGCCGAGGAGCCCAGAGGAUCUUCACUGAGCAGCGAGCCGUCCCCCGUGUCCUCGCCGGCCACCAACCACAGCUCCCCGGCCAGCACUCCCAAGCGCGUGCCCAUGGGUCCCAUCAUCGUGCCCCCUGCGGGCCACAGCGUCCCCAGCACGCCCCCCGUUGUGACCAUCGCCCCCACCAAGACGGUCAACGGCGUGUGGAGGAGCGAGAGCCGCCCGGACUCCGGCUCGAGGGGCAGCAGCAGUGGUCGGGAGCGCCUCAUCGUGGAGCCGCCACUGCCCCAGGAGAAGGCGGGGGGCCCGGCCAUCCCCUCGCACCUGCUCAGCGCCCCCUACCCCUUCGGCCUCUCGCCCAGCUCCGUGGUGCAGGAUUCCCGGUUCCCACCGCUGAACCUGCAGCGGCCUGUGCACCACGUGGUGCCCCCCAGCACCGUGACCGAGGACUACCUCCGAAGCUUCCGGCCCUACCACACAGCCGAGGACCUGCGGGUAUCCUCCCUGCCGCCCCUCAGCCUGGACCCGGCUGCGGCCGCCGCCUACUACCACCCCGGCUACCUGGCCCCGCACCCCUUCCCGCACCCGGCGUUCAGGAUGGACGACUCCUACUGCCUGUCGGCCCUGCGGUCGCCGUUCUACCCCAUUCCCGCACCCGGCUCCCUGCCCCCACUGCAUCCGUCGGCCAUGCACCUGCACCUGUCGGGGGUGCGGUACCCGCCCGAGCUGUCGCACUCGUCCCUGGCAGCGCUGCACGCGGAGAGGCUGUCGGGCCUCAGCGCAGAGAGGCUGCAGCUGGACGAGGAGCUGAGGCGCGAGCGCGAGCGCGAGGCCGAGCGGGAGCGCGAGAAGGAGCGGGAGCUGGAGCGGCAGCGCGAGGCCGAGCGGGAGCUGGAGCGGCAGCGGGAGCAGCGGGAGCAGCGGGCCCGCGAGAAGGAGCCGCUGGCCGCCAGGGCGCCGGAGCCUGCCUUCCCGCCGGGGCCCGAGCUGCACGCGCUGCGCGGCCAUGCCGCCGAGGAGCGGCCCCGGCCCCCGGAGCAGCUGACCCCGACGCGAGCAGACAAGCUGAAGGAGUCGGGCCUGCAGGCGCCCAAGCCCGUGCAGCACCCCCUGCACCCGGUGCCCGCCCCGCCCCACGCCGUGCCCAGCCUCAUCUCCACGCACGGCAUCUUCCCGCUGCCGGGCAGCAGCGCCGCCACGGCCCUGCUCAUCCAGCGCACCAACGAGGAGGAGAAGUGGCUGGCCCGGCAGCGGCGGCUGCGGCAGGAGAAGGAGGACCGGCAGUCCCAGGUGUCCGAGUUCCGGCAGCAGGUGCUGGAGCAGCACCUGGACCUGGGCCGGCCCGCAGCGCCGAUGGAGGCGGAGCAUCGGCCCGAGAGCGCCAGGCCGGGACCAAACCGCCACGAGCCAGGCAGCCGGGACCCCCCGCAGCACUUUGGUGGGCCGCCGCCUCUGAUCUCGCCCAAGCCCCAGCACCACGCCGUGCCCACGGCCCUCUGGAACCCGGUGGCCCUCAUCGACAACCCCCUGGAGACACGGCGGGCCGAAGGCCACCCCCUGCACGGGCACUCGGCCACGUUCGAGCCCAGCCGUCCGGCCGCCGUGCCGCUGGUGAAGGUGGAGCGGGUCUUCUGCCCGGAAAAGGCCGAGGAGCCGCGGAAGCGGGAGGCGGCCCCCCUGGACAAGUACCAGCCCCCGCUGCGGGAGGCAGGCAGCUCGGAGCCGCAGGCCUUCGCCCACGGGCCCGGGCCCUUCCUGGCCGAGCUGGAGAAGUCCACACAGACCCUCUUGGGCCAGCAGCGGGCCUCCCUGCCGCCGGCAGCCGCCUUCGGGGAGCUCAGCGGGCCCCUGAAGCCGGGCUCGCCCUUCUGCCACGCGGCGGCCCGGGGCCCUGACCCCGCCUACAUCUUCGACGAGUUCCUGCAGCAGCGCCGGCGGCUGGUCAGCAAGCUGGACCUGGAGGAGCGCCGGCGGCGGGAGGCCCUGGAGAAAGGGUACUACUACGACCUGGACGACUCCUACGACGAGAGCGACGAGGAGGAGGUGCGGGCCCACCUCCGCUGCGUGGCCGAGCAGCCGCCCCUCAAGCUGGACACGUCCUCCGAGAAGCUGGAGUUCCUGCAGCUCUUCGGCCUGACCACGCAGCAGCAGAAGGAGGAGCUGGUGGCGCAGAAGCGGCGGAAGCGCCGGCGGAUGCUGCGGGAGAGGAGCCCAUCGCCGCCAGCGGCACGGAGCAGGCGGCGGUCGCCGUCGCCAAGGCCGGUGCUGUCCACCCGCUACAGCCCCGACGACAUGAACAGCAGCCCAAACCUGGAGGAGAAGAAACGGUUCCUGACCGCCUUCAACCUCACACACGUCAGCGCCGAGAAGAGGAAAGACAGAGAGAGGCUUAUGGAACUGCUGCGUGCCGUGAGGCAGAAGGCCCUGGCGGCGGCCGACUUGCUGAGCAGCUCGCCGAGGGACAGUCCCGCCGUCUCCCUGAGCGAACCAGCCGUGCAGCCAGCCUCCCUGGAGACCGAGAAGCCUGUGGGUGUCGCUGCCUCCCUGCCCGACGUCUCGAGGGCUACGGAGCCUGGGAGACUGGAACAGCUCCGCCCCCCGGAGCCGGCUCCUGCAGGCGGUGAGAAGGCCAGGCUGAGCGAGGCCCCCGGGGGCAAGAAGAACCUGAGCAUGCUCCAUUCCAUCCGGGGUGCCGCGCCCAAGGACAUUCCUGUGCCGUUGUCCCACAGCAUCACCGGGAAGACCAAGCCGUGGGAGCCCUUCGUGGCAGAAGAGUUUGCACACCAGUUCCACAAGUCCGUGCUGCAGUCCACCCAGAAGGCCUUGCAGAAGCAUAAAGCUGCGCUGUGCACGGAGCAGAACCACAAGGUCGACACUUCUGUCCACUACAACAUUCCCGAGCUGCAGCCCCCCGCCCGGGCUGCUCCGCCCCAGCACAACGGGCAGCAGGAGCCGCCCACCGCGAGGAAGGGCCCCCCCGCGCAGGAGAUGGAUGGGGACUCGGAAGAGGACGACGACGGGGACGAGGAGGACGAGGACGACGGAGCCCCCAGGCACAAGUGGCAGGGGAUCGAGGCGAUCUUUGAAGCUUACCAGGAGCACGUAGAAGAGCAAGACCUGGAGCGCCAGGUGCUGCAGACACAGUGCCGGCGGCUGGAGGCCCAGCACUACAGCCUCAGUCUCACCGCGGAGCAGCUCUCGCACAGCAUGGCGGAGCUGAGGAGCCAGAAGCAGAAGGUUGUGUCCGAGAGGGAGCGGCUGCAGGCGGAACUGGACCACUUACGGAAGUGCCUUGCCUUGCCCGCGCUGCACUGGCCGAGGGGCUACUUUAAGGGAUUCCCUAGGUGACGGUUUCCCUUACGCCAGGCUGAACCUAUAGAAUAGAAAUAUUAUCUAUUUUAUUACCUUGAAUAUUUAAUAUUUUUCACUGGGAGGUUUGAAGCUUAAAAGUAAACAAAGAAUGUGCCAUGCAUGAAGCAGGAUUCCAGGCUCGAGACAGCGCGAGCUCCCCUGGACCUCACCGCAGCUCUGCCACCUGCUCAGCGAGCCCCCGGCGCCGCCCCUCGCCUUUCGUCAGAAGGACGGGCAGCCCCCCAUCCUACCAACACUAAACGGCCAUCUGUAGCCCACGCGUGUGAUUGGGAUCAUAGCUCUGUUUCUUGGUUGGCUUCCGGGCAGUGCCGGAGGUGGGCUCCUCCCUCCGCGGCAGAGGGCUGGGGGCGUGGGAAGUCCAGGGCUUACGCGUUUGAGUUGCUUUUCUGCAAAAAUGUCCUCAGAGCAACCACCAGGCUUCCCCGGAGAAGCCCUGGCCCAACGCUGACCAUGUCCGGACUGGAGGGCCCUCCUCCGCGGUGCGCACAGGGCCGACAGCCCUCACGUGCCCACCCCGGGGACUGCGUGGGGGUUUUCACAUAAAACGUCAAUGUUGAGAGAAAAGUCAAAGGUGCUUCGGCCUUGUACUGUGUAUAUAUCAAACAAAGUUUUGUAUGUUUUUAUUACUUUAAUUAUUGUUAUAAAAGCCUGCCAUUUUUAAUAUGUGGUUUGGGGAAGUUUUGUUUGUUUUCCUGUUUGGGGGUUUUGUUUGUUGUUUGUUUUUCUGGGCAAAAAAAAAAUGCUUUGUAGUGUUUGUACUGCUGCUGGUCAGGACAUUAAAAUCCUCAAGUGUUUUUACAAAGAAGGAAAGUGAGAGCUUCCCGCGCCUCGGCCGUCCCCGCUGCGGGCGCUCGCGCUGGGAACCACGGGCUCCUCGCCCCCUCUCCCUCUGCCCCCGCCCCGCACUUGGACAAGCUAAUAGCAAACACAACCCAUUGCUAGCAAGUGAGGAGGGGACGUGACAUCCACCUGUACAGCCUGGGUGGUCUCAGGAAGCAGCCGUGCCCGAGAGCAGGUGCAGGGUAGAAACCUUAGACGCAGAGCUUUGUGAAACCUGGAGUAGGGUCUGAGCCGAGCCCUCCCCAGCGUCUGAGGCCAGCGACGGCGACAGUCACCACGCGGCAGGGUUUGGUGCCCCUCAGGAAGGCCCCUCGGGUCUCGGGACCUACCCUGAUCAGGGUCCAGACAGCAAAGGCACGGGGCUGGGGCGGCGGCGGCGGCUGACCUUUGUCCCUGCUGCAGUCGGCGGCUGAGCCCUUGCCGUGCGGAGCGGCUUGCUGGCAGCUGGCACUGAGCUGCUUAUCUGCCCCCACGCAGCCAGCUCUGUCCGUCUGCCAAGAAUCUUCCCGUUACGAGCAAACAAAGUGCCGCCAGUAGUAUCAGCAGGUCCUCUCCGCGAGGACCAAGGGCUGUGUGGGGGCUGCCUACCCUGCAGACGUGGAGGCCCACAUGUUCCACAGGUAGAGGGAGCUGGUGCCGAUGAGCAGGGCCGGCUCUCACUGCAUUUCUCCACGCGUCCCAGGCCGCCUCCUGCGUGCUUUGGCUGUCAGCUUUGAUGAGGGCCUUGGUUACACCUAAGGGGACAAAGGAGACCUCAGGACACAAAGGCAGGCAAGGCCCCCUCCUCACCCCAGGGAUACCCCUUGGUUGGAUUGGUUUUGAUGGAGUUGUGGCACACGGGACAGACGUGUACCUGGGCUGGAGGCCGAGCUGCAGACACGUGCUGUCUCCCUCCCGUGUGGAGGGGCCUCUCACCUGUCCCGAAGCCUCUCUGCCUCACCGUCUUCCCUGGUCUGCCGAGACCGUUACAGCUCUCGUGCGCAAGUAGACAAUCAGAACAGACCCGAGGGUCAGGCGGCACUAUCCCGAGGGAAGGCUGGGCCCCAGUCACGGCGCCGCCACGCCAGUCUCCAGCAGUCGCCGCCCCACUCGUCUCCAGCGACUCUGGAAGGACGCAGCAGCGUCUGCUUGCAGUCGGGCUUCAGUGAGCUCCCUGUUCAGCUGUCUCGUGCUGGAUUUGAAACUGCCAGGUGCAGCCGCCGUCAGUAUCCACCUAAGACCCUGGGCCCUCACGUCCAGGAAGAGACGGCUGCCAUCUGUCCUUUGACGGGGGGCUCGUCAGGCUUAGGAGGGGCACCUCCCAGGGAUGGGUCAGGUUCCACACUCAAUCAGAUCUUUAAAUCAAGUUGCUUUUGUUUCCCAUCAACAGAGCCAAACUGGCACAAUAAAGGCGCAUGCUCCCAACCCAUUGCUUCAGCUAAGUGCCCAAGAUAGGAUUUGCCACACUGUAGCCUGCAACCUUACAGGAACAAAACACGUCACUGGCAUUCGCACCUCCCAGUGGAGUAUAGAAAGCAGCCUGUGCCCUCAGCAGCAAAGAAUCACCCCGAGGGUGAGCUCUCUUCCUCACAUGACGCCACGUCUCCAGGAAGGUGAACUUCACAGCAGACGCCGCUUCCCCUCUGCCUUGAGUGUAGACCAUGCCCAGGCCCACCACCAGGUGGAGACGGUUAGCGCACGCCAGCUCCGCUCCAGUAGCCUCCCAGCAGCGGCUUCUCUCACAGUCGCCUGUCCCCACCCCGAGGCCAGUGCUCCGCUCCUUGUCUGCCUUGACCUGAGCGCGACCACGCUCACUGGCCGCAUGACUGUGCGCGCCCUGUGCUAACGACCACGCAGUGAACCCACACAGGGUGGGAGGGCGGGCCACA
Messenger RNA from Lepus europaeus (European hare), 7448 nucleotides. It is a transcript of the gene GSE1, whose product is annotated as Gse1 coiled-coil protein. Bases 238 to 4716 code for a protein of 1492 amino acids. The record is from RefSeq and is a predicted model, not a curated record. The transcript is spliced from 17 exons. NCBI's taxonomy places the organism in Eukaryota, Metazoa, Chordata, Mammalia, Lagomorpha, Leporidae.